Molecule: messenger RNA, 3872 nt
Organism: Paramacrobiotus metropolitanus
Lineage: Eukaryota; Metazoa; Tardigrada; Eutardigrada; Parachela; Macrobiotidae
Product: probable ubiquitin carboxyl-terminal hydrolase FAF-Y
Exons: 12
Coding region: 111-3335 (1074 amino acids)
Biological process (GO): protein deubiquitination; cell migration
Cellular component (GO): nucleus; cytosol
Molecular function (GO): cysteine-type endopeptidase activity; cysteine-type deubiquitinase activity
Source: RefSeq, a predicted model, not a curated record
AAGUCGUUGCCAAACUCGCUCUUCUUCAUGUUUUUUUAAAUGACUGUUAUUUGCUAAUAUUUCUUUCCUCUAGACGACUGCGUUUACGAAGGUGCACAAUAGUUACUUUAAUGGGGAGCUUUCUAGCGACAUGCCGACAAAAAAGGCUCCAGACAGGAAACCAGACAGGAGAUAGACAGCCACAGGAGUCCAGACAGUACCCACUUUCGACAGGAAAUGCACCGUCAAGAGCAGAAAGACAAUGGAUUUAUCAACCGGAAUUGUUGGAAAGCGCACAUGUUCCUUAUUUUCUCAAGACUGGACAGCCUGCAGAUGAACGGAAAAACACUGCCCUUAAGCAGCGCAAUACUCUACUGGAAUCUCACUGCCACCACGUGGAAUCAAUCGAGCCUCCCGAUUCAUCGCCAGAGCUUAAUAAUGGGCUGGAUGAUUUUUUAUUCCCGAUUGCACGAGUUCUGGUCAAGGCCUGUUCAGAAGCCGCCGCGAUCGGUGAUCAAGGAUGUCGGACAAGGGCGCUCGGUUGUUCCGUUCUCGAUAAUGCCAGUUCCGAUCCUUUCGCUUUUUUGAAAUAUUCACACCAAGGUUGUCAAACGUGCCACGCAGCUCACGCACCAGGCGUCACUCGAGCAUUUGAUUUGAUUAGCGAACUGUGUAUGGGUUCGGCUACUAAUGUUCGACUCCUGGACGAAACACUGGCACUGUUUUACGCCGAUGCUCCAUCCAUUAUCGGUUGGGAGCAUAGUUACUGUCCGCCGGUUGCACCGCAUGGUUUUGUCGGCUUAAAAAAUGCCGGAGCCACCGGCUAUAUGAACUGUGUGCUGCAGCAGCUCUUCAUGAUACCUAGUCUGCGCGAUGUCGUGCUGACAUUCCAUGACAUGACCUUUCUGUAUGGUGCGGAUGAUACAAAGAGAAUAUGUGAUACAUCGAGUCCUUCAUUAGGGGGAACAGCUGCGCAGGAAUACAAUACUGGAUUGAUCAAACAUUUGCAGGGGAUCUUCAGACAUCUGGCUUAUAGCAAGCAUAAGUUCUACACUCCAGCUGAAUUCUGGAAACAUUUCCGGCUUGAUAAUGAGCCGAUAAACCUGAGAGAACCGCAUGAUGCCAUGCAUUUCUACAACUGCGUUGUGGACAGCGUGGACGAGGGACUAAAGUCAAUAAAAAAGACGCCAUUCAUGAGUCGCAUUUUUGGUGGGAUCUUUGCUGAUCAGAGAAUCUGUCGAGAUUGUCCGCAUCGUUAUUCUCGCGAACUACCAUUUACUUCGUUGUAUGUUGACAUCCGAAUUUCCCAUACUCUGCAAGAUGCCAUAGAGCUAUACGUAAAAGGAGAUCUUUUGGAAGGCGUCAAUGCUUAUGAAUGUGAAAAAUGUAAACGCAAAGUAGUGGCAAAAAAGCGGUUCUGCAUAAAAAAACUACCGCCAGUCCUGACUUUCCACUUGAGGCGAUUCGAUUACGACUGGGAGCGCGAAGAGCCAAUUAAACUUAAUGACUAUUUCGAAUUUCCACGCGAGAUUGACAUGGAGCCGUACACAGCAGCCGGUUUAGCCAAACGCGAAGGUGAGGAAAUUCCUGGAGACGAAUCUGAUGAAUACUCCACUGAAAAACAUCUGGCGGAAUCUCCAAUCGACAAACAACAGCAAAUAAUCGAUACUAACUACAGACUUGUUGGCAUUGUUAUCCAUUCUGGUACUGCAACUUGGGGUCAAUACUACUCAUAUAUUUUGGACCGAAACGGGCAGAAGUGGUAUUUUUUCUCUGAUGAGAGCGUGACUGAGAGCACAUUAGAUGAUGAUAAGGAGUUGAAAAAGCAGUGUUUCGGAGGUGGACAUCCAAAUUCGUCGACUUUGAAAACAAGGAGUGCUUAUAUCUUAUUCUACGAGCAUUGUGGCCAAAGUAUGCCGACGAAGAGCAAUCAUCCUGGUUUUCCUAUUUCUACCUCGAUAGGCUCCAGAGUGUUGCACUUAAUCCCAGUAAAUCAGCGUACGGUAAUACUGAAGGAAAACUUAAAUUUUCUCUACAAUCGAGCUGAGUUUGUCCCGGAAUACUUCGAAUUCUUCAAGAAAUUCUUGCGGAAUGCUGCAGAGUUAGUUAGUGCACCUGUGGAUCCGAUCCGUGAUGAGCAGCUAGCGGCGAAACCGGGUGUUAAGUCGGCACAGAUUGACGAAUUUGCCGUAGCUGUUAUCCAGUUUUCAGGGAAAAUCUUGUUUGAUGUGGUGUUCCGUAUGCAUUUUGAUGUGCGCGGUGAAGUUAGCGAACUGACAGACAGCUUCGUGAGAAUUCUUAAAGUGACUUUCGCUGGCCGACAACACUUCACUGAACGUAUCUUGCUGAAAACACGACAUAGGAUCUUUGAUCGAGCAGAUUGUCCGUGUCCGCCUUCAACGUUACAAGUUGCUCGUGAUGUCGGCUAUGAAUUCUCACAAGAGCUCACUUCUUUGGGUGACCUUAUCUUUUCUUGCUGUAUGAAUCUGCUGGAAUGGCAGGAAACGGACUAUUAUGCACGACAGCUGGAUCAGUAUUUCGGGAUGAUUCAUGAUUUAGCAGCUAGUGGGUCGGCUGAACAGACUCUGCCUAAUCCAUAUGCGAUCCGUAUGGAUGGUGAGUAUGCGAUCACAGCUUCCCCGGAACUCGUGCAGCAAACUUAUAUGACCGACGGCUUUCUGAAAAAGUUUGUCGAAGAAUGUCUUGCUAUGGAAGAAGUGCGCCAAAUGAUUAAGUUUUUGUCAUGGGAGAAUUCCAACUUCACCGUCCGGAUACUAUGUAAUUUGUUGACCGCUUUGGAUGACCAGAGGGCUCAAGACUGGCCUACCUUAUUGGAUUUUUGUUUUUCAUUUAUCAGCUUGGAGGAUUCGCUCAUUAAUAUGCGUGUCGAUAGAUUUUUAACGGCACGAGAUAUGGAACAUUCCGAAGGAUUUCUAUCAAUCAUGUUGCGGCAUCGCAGCUUGUAUCCUCGCCGAGCUUAUUUGUACUUCAAAACUUUAUGGCGCUUCUUGUUGUCCCAUCUAUACACGCCACAGGAAUCCGUGCAAGCUGCCGAUUUAGCGGGAUGGCGGACUUCCUUAGACGGCGAAAUAAAACUCACUGUAACCAUGAUGUGCGAAUGGCUUCAACAAGAAAUCAAAAGUGGUUACUCGACGUAUUGCGACAGCUUGAAUAAUCCGAUUAUUAGCAGUGAUGAAACCUGGAAAGGGCUUAUGUUUGAGCGGACAGCUUCCGCUAAGGACUUGCUGGAGAACAUCAUAGAAAGCUUACCAGAGGAUGCCUUAUUGAAGAUAAAUAAUCAAGCUGGUAGUCCACCAGACGACGAGAAAGAAGAAACGAACAAAGCUACUGCUUAAACCGGCAAUGAAAAAGGCACGGAAGUGGGCUGAAUCACAGCCUGAAUGUUGGCGUUGCUGGACAACAUGCAUUUUGCAGGAGGAAGAGGACAUCCCAGUACGUAGUCCUGCGGAUGAAUUAUUUGCGCUCAAAGUUCAAACGCCUUACGGUCUAUGUGAAAUGGAGAAAGGCUCCGAAAUAAUUGUGAAGAAGGUUUGCGGUUUGUUUUCAUUUGAUCAGCCUUAGAAUGCAGUUUUUUAGCUUCUUCCUCCGCUUAUGUUGGUUUUUGCUUUUGUUUAGUAUAAUAAUGACAGGCUAACCUGGAAUCACUAAUGUUUAGCUUGAUGAGCAGGGUGGUCAAGUGCUUUUUGUUUGUUUUUGGCUGGACAGAUCUUGGUGAUUAUCUGGUGAUAUACGUACCAUACAAUUGCAAGGGCUUUUUUAUUGCUGCUAACUGAAACAUGAAAGUAAUUUUUGCGGUGCUGGUGCAUCCAGUUUCGUCGUUGUAUAGUAACUGAUUUAUAUUAAUUUAUUAAACAGGUGAAACAAAAAGUGAG